Caenorhabditis remanei is the source of this 279-nucleotide messenger RNA. RefSeq lists its product as uncharacterized. Lineage: Eukaryota; Metazoa; Nematoda; Chromadorea; Rhabditida; Rhabditidae. The coding region runs from base 1 to 279 and encodes 92 amino acids. The record is from RefSeq and is a predicted model, not a curated record. The transcript has 3 exons.
AUGAAAUUUUUCCACAUUUUCCUUAUCGCAUUCUCAUUCUUGACAAUUCUGACAAUUGUACAAGGAGUAUCUUUGAACAAUAUGGACGACAACGGCACCGUUCCAACCCAACGAAAUGUUCCUGAACACGUCCAUGGCUCGAAUAUGAUUGGAGCGGGACGAGGACGGAGGGUUCAGGAUUGGAAGAAGUCAAAGACCACUUCAGACAACAUUCCCCAACAACCACCCAACCAACCUCAACAACACGACGCCACCGUUCCAGCUGAGCACAAGCAAUGA